AUGUGGCAGGCACCGGCAUACACCAUACUGGGCGCCGGGGAGGUGUUCGCCGCCAUUGGCGUGAUCGAGCUCUUCUACGACAAAGCGCCCGACAGCAUGAGGAGUCUGUGCACCGCACUCGCACAGCUCGCUGUCGCAGCGGGGAACUACCUUAACUCGGCCGUGCUGGGCUCCGUCGCGUCCGCCACGGGAUGGAUCCCAGAGGACCUCAACGACGGCCACCUGGACUACUUCUUCUGGCUGAUGGCGGUGCUCGGCGCACUAAACCUGCUGCAGUUCUUGCUCUGCUCUGUUCCGGCCAUGAGGCACACCCGUAGGUAG
Triticum aestivum (bread wheat) is the source of this 321-nucleotide messenger RNA. Its product is annotated as protein NRT1/ PTR FAMILY 8.5-like. Lineage: Eukaryota; Viridiplantae; Streptophyta; Magnoliopsida; Poales; Poaceae. Gene Ontology annotation, molecular function: transmembrane transporter activity. Gene Ontology annotation, cellular component: membrane. Bases 1 to 321 code for a protein of 106 amino acids. The transcript has a single exon. Gene Ontology annotation, biological process: transmembrane transport. The record is from RefSeq and is a predicted model, not a curated record.